This is a messenger RNA of Alternaria arborescens, 4188 nucleotides long. RefSeq lists its product as hypothetical. Lineage: Eukaryota; Fungi; Ascomycota; Dothideomycetes; Pleosporales; Pleosporaceae. The coding region runs from base 1 to 4188 and encodes 1395 amino acids. The record is from RefSeq and is a predicted model, not a curated record. The transcript has 2 exons.
AUGUCGCAUGUCGACGAUGUCGGGCGUCCGGCCGGGCUCGACUCGCAGCAGUCGACGCCGCUUACGCCAACGUCUUUCUUUGGAUCAGAUCAAGGACAGCUUUCUGACAUUGGGUCUUGCGCCACUUCAGUUCCGGAAACUGUUAUGGCAGAGCAGGUUGCCAACGAUGUGGUAAAGGAAGCACAGUCGGUGGGUCGUUCUGCGCCCAUCGACGACUCUGCGUCAACUACCAACACCCCCGCCGUUAACGGCGAACCGCCCUCGGGCACAGCGACUACCAAAACGACCACAUCAGAAGCGUCUUCUACCAAACCCAUUUUGAAUGGCGCAGAUGCACCCUCGGCUGAUAGUGCACACGUGUCAGACAAGACCCAGGGACAUGCGGCAGCUAGCGAGAGCAAGCAGACAGAUGCAUCACGGCAAGAGUCCAGACAGUCCCACCUUAACGGCCUAUCCAGCGAACAUCUGGCAGCCGAGUCGCAGGCUGUGGCAGACGCGAGUGGUGGCUCAGAUACCGACAUUAGCCGUCCUGGAAGCGUAGACCAAUCGAAGCGGGAUGGGACUCAUGUGCGGACCAACUCGACCGCGAAGAAGCAACCGUUCAAGUCAGUAUCCGUAACCAAAAGCUUUCUAGCCAAGACAGUCCCCUCAACACCUGCUGCGCGACCUGGCGAGAAGGCAACCCCAGCAGCCCCGCCCAAGACGUCAGUCCUCACCGCGAAGCCCCGCCUCGUAGCCAAAUCUGGUGCUGGCAACACCCCACGUGCGCUGGGACAGACCAAUGGUGCAGGCGCAGGUCCAGAUGCGAGCAAGGUUUGGAAUAAGAACCAGCCGGUCCCAGCUCCCCCACCCAAGACGUAUACGGACGACGAACUCAAGCAACAGUACGGCAUUCAUCUUGCAACACGCUUACAGGCCGACGAAGGGGGCAAAGAGGCCAAGUGGGCUGACAUUGACGACGAUGAGGAAGACUGGACCCCGGAAGCAGUGCAGUGGAUGGAUGGAACCAAGUCCUCCGUUGCAGUGCCACAAGAGACGCAGCCACCACCUGCUGAGGAACCAAAGACUAUACUCAAGCCAGAGACGCCUGCCGAGACACCCAAGCCCACUACAUCACCAGCGCCUACUACGAACACGCCCAAACCAAGCGUCACCGGCGGUACCAAAACUAUCCUGAAGCCCGGCGCACACGCGCAGCCGACUACUGGAAAAUCAAGUCUUGUCCUGAAGGGACAGCCGGAAAGACCAACCCUGGUGGCCAAGCCAUCAGCCACAGAGAAGAAGUCACCAUGGGCGCCCUUGCCUCCAGUCGAAAAAGUAUCGCCGAUUCAGGUCAACCCUCCAGUACAGCAAGCACCUCCGCAGCGCUACUCGCAACGAGACUCUUAUGGCUACGAUUCCAUGCCCCCACCCGCGAAGGAAAUUGCCCCCGAUGACUUCAACCGCAACUGGCGCAACGAAAGUGGCAGUCGGGACAAUCGAGACGGCCGGGAGCUGUACAAUUCACAGAGUGGCCGCUAUGAGCCUGUACAUAAUGAUAUGAGGCGGAGUUCGGGACGUGAUAGUGGUAGCUACCGACAACAGCCGUCUGCCGUGCUGCAGAGGCCGUCUCAUGAUGGUGGUCCAGCAGAGCCGUCAGCAGCGUUCCAGACAUCAAGAGCAAGCGCAGAUGGACCCACUUGGGGCAGGAGGAGGAACUCGUCCAACGUCAGUGGAACAAUGCCGAGGCGCAUGUCAAUGGACCCAAGAGGAACAGAUAUGCCUACUGGCCCUAUGAGCACAGAACGACGUGAAUCACACUCGAUCAACGGCUUCGACCCGUCUUCUUCGGACCCUGCAACUUCCAGACACUCUCCCUUCCAGCAAAUGAGGUCCCCAAACGUUGCCCAAGCUCACCCGGCUUCUCCCUACGGAUCAGUAACUUCACCAGCUGUCCAAGAUGCACCAGCGCCUGUUCCAGCACCGCCAGCAGAAAACCCUGUCGAGGUACAGAAACGCCUCAUGGCCGAGAAGAUCGAGCGUGCUCGUCUCAAGAAGCAGCAAGAUCGUGAAGCCGAGCAACGUGCAGAGGCAGAGAGGAAAGAGCGACUUGCCAAGAAGCUGGCCGCUAUGGGACCGCCUGAGUCGAAGACUAAGAACAAGGACCAGUCACCUACACGCCCAGAGCAGUCCCCGCAGAAAGGCAAGGCUGCUCCUGCCCCCGUGCAAUCACCGCCAAAGCCACCUGUCCCGACUGCCGAUGGUGAGGUCACACAGUAUGGUAUGAUGAAGGUCCACCAGCCUCACCCUGUGAAGAAGUCGCCUCAGACCGAGCAUGCCCAGGUUUCUGGGCCGGCAUCCCACGCAGCAAAUUCCUCACCGGCGGCUGCACCGUCGUCACUUGAUCAGCAAUCGGCACAGCCGUUUGACUCCUUCACGCGUGACAACGAAAAGUCCAGGCUAGCAACUGAACAAUCUCAGACGAUCGCUCACCAAUCGGACAGCGCUAUCCCUUCUGGGUCUAGGCCACAGGCACCUCCAGCAUGGUCGCAGGCGUCUUCCACAGCACCUCAACCUAGACCUUGGACUUCGCAGGUUUGGGGUCCCCCGAAAACGCAAGAUCGAGCUCUUGGUAACGGUACCUUCGACGCUGAUUACCGAGGUCAGUCCCGCUCUGGUGCCCAGCAGCAACUUCCUGUCCAGCCACCUGCCUCGACAGUUCCCAUUGGCACAAGCUUGGCCCCUCAGGCUCUACCGGCACAGCCAGGAAGGCAGAUGCCUCCGUCGCAACAGAUGUACUCUCAGCGACCAUCGCGUGCACAACAGGCAGCAGCGGCUAGAGCGGCUAGACCUUCCAGGACCAUUGCUGGCGGUGGUUGGGAUACAUUUGGAGACCUUAUCGAACGCGAUGAUGCCGAACUUGCGGCAAAGAACCACCAGGAUCGAGAGCGCCAUGGUGACUUCCGCCCAGAACUUCGAGAGACGUACAAGGACCAGCGGGGCCAAGCACAGGUAACGCUGCAUGACAAAGUCGCUGCCGACAUGACUCUUGCCGAGGCGUUGAAAAAGGACGACACCACAAAGCCUGUGAUUGACGGCUCGUCGCCUCAGCAAGGUUUAGGUCAAGGUUCUCUACAGCAGGCUACUGGCCCUCGUGCAUCUCGCUUCUUCCCUCGCCCGACUGAGAUCUCGACCGAGGCGACGCCGUCAUCAUCAACGUUUGCAUCAAGUAAGGCUGAUUCUCCUCCACCGCCUCCGGAGACAGAGACACACCCUGUUUUCGGCAGCGAAGCCGGCCACCCGUUGGUAAGGCUCCCGAAGCCGUCGCCUGUUGUACGACUCCCUCCGUCGGCGUCAGGUAGCGGACCGGCUGCUGCUUCCCAUGUGAACUUGCCCUCGCGUGGCCAGGCUCUAGGUGCCAGACCUCUUGCAAUGAACCCGGAAUGGCAAGCUCGGUUUAACAAACUCCUUGACAAGCCAGGCUCCAACCGUCCCGCAACCCUUCCGGGAACAUCACCAAUGCUACCUGUCGCUGUCCCACAGCAAGGUGCAGUCGCCCCGGCUGCCUUGUCAAAGGCUUCUCUUGACGUCAGAGCAGGUACUGGUCCCGCCACUGUGUCCUUGCCUAGCAUGUCCCAGACGAAGACCUUUGCGGAUGAUCGUGGAAAGGACGUGGCCACCCGCAACGGCGCUGAGGCACUAUUCGAAGAUAGAGAAUUCGGCUCGCUACCUACAGUCAAGUUGUCCAAGGUCCCUCAUCUCGCUGCCAACCAACCACCCAAGGCCGCGCCUAGAGACGAGCAGCAACCAAGGUACAAGAAAUUCGAAAACCCUUUCACGAUCCGUCGACUAGAGGCUUUCGACAUCGAGAAGACUGCACAAAACAAGACAAAGUUUGAUGUCGUUGUGCGCCUUGUUACCAUGCGCGAGCCGGUGAUCAAGUCGGUACAAAGGAAACACUAUGGCCCUAAACUCACCCGCCAGCCUAAGCCCAAAACUGGUCCUCCAAGCACCACUUCUGCCAACAGUACGAAGGAUCGCCCGCGCAAGCCGUCGCAACAGAGUCAGGCAGACCGUUCUUAUAACAACAGCAACAACACUACUUCCCGUCCAUCUGCACCCAAGACUUGGUCCACGAGCAACAACAACGCUCCUCGCUCGUCCCCAGCCCACACAGCUACGACUUGGGCUAAGGUUGCGACAGCCUAA